Molecule: messenger RNA, 649 nt
Organism: Patella vulgata (common limpet)
Lineage: Eukaryota; Metazoa; Mollusca; Gastropoda; Patellidae
Product: proteasome maturation protein
Exons: 6
Coding region: 145-561 (138 amino acids)
Biological process (GO): proteasome assembly
Cellular component (GO): cytoplasm; nucleus
Source: RefSeq, a predicted model, not a curated record
AUAUGAUUUAGUUAUUAGUUUUAAUCUUCAGUGGGAGUAAAUAAUCUCAAUAGAAUUGCAAGGAAUCCCCCUACGUCAUCAGAACGGAAACACUUCAAGUCUAUUGCGCGCAGGCCCGGAAGCAUUACUAAACAACAAAUCAACAUGAGUUUUGGAUACCCAAAUUUACGACCUCAUGAUGAGGGCAAUCAUGUCAUCAACUUGCCCAAAAAUUCUUAUGGUAUUCCAGACACAAUGACAACAGGAUUUCGACAUGCAAAAGACGGAAUACACCAAUCACAUCCAUUAGAAUAUUCAGAGAAACAUUGGACGAGUAAUAAAGAGGCCAUGGAUUUAGCUAUGUUAAGAAACAUGCAAGGAAUGCACAUGCCAUUAAGACUCAAAAUGGAACAAACUAUAGCUUCAAAGAUGCAGAGGUUACCAUGUUUAGCAAGUUCUAAUAUAAUGCUUGAUACACUAACAGGAAGGAAUACAACAGUAGAUUUUGAAGAUGUUUUUAAUGUUUGUGAUGAAGCUGAAGUUUUGGGCCAUCCUCAUGUUUUAACGUCACUAAAAUAUUAAAACAUUAGCCAUUAUUGUAGAUAAACUGUCAUAUUAUUAUUACUAUCAAAACAUCUUCAAAUAUAGAAUAAAUUGUCAUUAAAUUGUC